Messenger RNA from Equus quagga, 1580 nucleotides. RefSeq names its product SLC2A4 regulator (gene SLC2A4RG). Gene Ontology annotation, molecular function: RNA polymerase II cis-regulatory region sequence-specific DNA binding; DNA-binding transcription factor activity. Lineage: Eukaryota; Metazoa; Chordata; Mammalia; Perissodactyla; Equidae. Gene Ontology annotation, cellular component: nucleus. Bases 1 to 1095 code for a protein of 364 amino acids. The record is from RefSeq and is a predicted model, not a curated record. Gene Ontology annotation, biological process: regulation of transcription by RNA polymerase II. The transcript has 9 exons.
AUGCGGCCGCCGGGCGGCCGGGGCGCGGGGGCGCGCGGGUACCGGGCCGAGCGCCCGCCGGCGCCCGGUCCAGGCUGCGGGCGCCCCCCGCCCCGCGCCGCAGGCCGGGACCCCGCGGCCGCCCCCGUGCCGGUGUCCGCGCCGCCGCAGGGCCUUCCCGGGGGCGGCGGCUUUGCAGGCUUGGAGUUCGCGCCGGAGCCGCGGGCCGCGGACCUAGGGGCCUCAGGGACGUGGGCGGGGGCGGCGGGGCCUCCGACGCCGUCGGCGCACAUCCCGGUGCCAGCGCAGAGAACCCCCCCAGGAAAAGCCAGGCUGGACGAGGUCAUGGCUGCGGCAGCCCUCACAAGCCUGUCCACCAGCCCCCUCCUGCUGGGGGCCCCAGCUGCAGCCUUCAGCACAGAGGCUGGCGUGGAGCCCUGGAAGGAGGCCCUGGUGCGGCCGCCAGGCAGCUGCAGCAGCAGCAGCAGUGGGGACUGGGGCUGGGAUCUGGCCAGCGACCAGUCCUCUCCGUCCACCCCAUCGCCCCCGCUGCCCCUCGAGGCAGCCCACUUCCUGUUUGGGGAGCCUGCCCCAAGGAAGAGGAAGAGCUCGGCGCAGGUGCUGUUCCAGUGUCUGUGGAAGCGCUGUGGGAAGGUGCUGAGCACGGCCUCCGGGAUGCAGAGACACAUCCGCCUGGUGCACCUGGGGCGGCAGGCAGAGGCGGAGCAGAGCGAUGGCGAGGAGGACUUUUACUACACGGAGCUGGACGCUGGUGUGGACACACUGACCCGUGGGCUGGCCAGCCUGAGCCCAGCAUCCCCCAUAGCCUCCGCACCACCUGCCUUCCCUACCCUAGAGCUGCCAGAGCCCCUGGCCCGCCCCCACGUGUGGCACCGUGACCACGCCUACCAGGGCUGCCUGGCACCCGUCCGCCUGGAGCCACCACCCACCACAGUCAGGGCCUGCGUGCCCGCCCUGCCCACCAAGCUCGGUGCCAACCCGAGGAAGCCCCGAGGUGAUGCCAAGAAGUGCCGGAAAGUGUACGGCAUGGACCACCGGGACCUGUGGUGCACGGCCUGCCGCUGGAAGAAGGCGUGCCAGCGCUUCCUGGACUGAGCCCACCACUCUGGUGCCACUGCCCGCCACCCGGCAGGGCUUUUUAAAGGGGAAAAUAAGCUACCCACCCCCCAGCCAGGGGCCUCUCCUAGCCGCAGAGUCUACUUUUUAAUGUAGGGGGUAGCCGGUGACCCUGGACCCCCAGAGGUGGAGGGGGUCCCAUCACUCAAAGUGCCUCUGAAGAAACCAGCCUUUUGCACUAAAGCCAAACCCCACGGCUGCCCCCUUGGCCCCAGGACCCUUGGGAGGGGGCCCACCCUCCCCGCCUCUCAGCUGGUGGACUUGUCAGGGUGCUGAAGGGCCUGGCUUCUGGGCCACACGGGGGCCGGUCCUUGAUGCACUUUGAGGGGUAUCAGGGAAGGCCUCCCCUGCCCGCACUUAACCUGAUGGCUCGACGUUUGUGCCGCGUUUUCAAAGCUCAGGUGUCUCGCGUCUGGGCUCCACCAGGCGAGGAGAAAAAUUAAAGAUUUGAGUUUUUUCCAGAA